Molecule: messenger RNA, 2032 nt
Organism: Prunus avium (sweet cherry)
Lineage: Eukaryota; Viridiplantae; Streptophyta; Magnoliopsida; Rosales; Rosaceae
Source: RefSeq, a predicted model, not a curated record
CAUUUGGGGUUCGUCGGAUAACAACACAAACACACCCUUUGAAGCCCCUCUUCUUCUUCUUCUUCUUCCCCAAGUACGAGAGAGAAACCCAGAGGCCAAAAACCCAACAACCAAAUCUUUGUUCCCAAAACCACUGCUCAUUCAGUUGACAAUUGGAUUAGUUAUUGGAUGACAAAAGUUGGUGCUUGAACCAGACAUGGCAGAAGGAGCGGAAGUUGAGGAGCGGGUGGAUCUUGACGAAGACAACUACAUGGAAGAGAUGGAUGAUGAUGUAGAAGAGCAAAUAGAUGAAGAUGGAGUAGAUGGAGUAGAUGGAGGCAGUGAUGAAAAUGUGGAGGAGAAUGCUGAAGAAGCACAUGAAGAUCCUACAACUAAGGCUAGCGAGAAAGAUCAAUCACCAGAACCAGAUGAAAGCCAUAAUGCUGGUGAAUUUGUGGACGAUGAAGAGAAACCUUCUGCUUCUGUCAAUGAAGAGGAGAAAGAGAAACAUGCUCAACUUCUUGCCCUUCCUCCCUAUGGGUCUGAAGUUUUCAUUGGUGGACUUCCUAAAGACACCUUGGAAGAAGAUCUGAGGGAUCUAUGCGAUGAAAUAGGCGAAAUUAUUGAGAUAAGAUUAAUGCAAGACAGAGAAACUGGUGAAAGCAAGGGUUAUGCAUUUAUAGGAUUUAAGACUAAAGAGGUUGCACAAAAAGCCAUUGAAGAAUUACAUAAUAAGGCAUUCAAGGGUAAAACCUUAAGAUGUUCACUUUCUGAAACAAAGCAUAGAUUGUUCAUUGGUAAUGUUCCAAAAAUCUGGACUGAGGAUGAGUUUCGAAAAGUCAUUGAGGAGGUUGGUCCUGGGGUUGAGCACAUUGAGCUAAUAAAGGAUCCCCAAAAUCCAAGCAGAAAUCGCGGUUUUGCUUUUGUUCUGUAUUAUAAUAAUGCCUGUGCUGAUUAUUCAAGACAGAAAAUGUCAAAUUCAAAUUUUAGGCUGGAUGGAAAUACACCAACUGUGACCUGGGCUGAUCCAAAAAGUACUUCAGAUCAUUCUGCUGCUGCUCAGGUGAAGGCUCUUUAUGUGAAAAACAUACCUGAGAACACUAGCACUGAAAAGCUGAAGGAACUAUUUCAGCGCCAUGGUGAAGUAACAAAAGUGGUUAUGCCACCUGGAAAAGGUGGCCAAGGAAAACGGGAUUUUGGAUUCGUCCAUUUUGCUGAAAGGUCAAGUGCUCUGAAGGCCGUCAAAGAUACUGAGAAAUAUGAAAUUGAUGGUCAGCCACUGGAGGUUGUCCUUGCGAAGCCUCAGACUGAGAAAAAAUCCGAUGGGGCUUAUCCUUACAAUGCUGGGCCUCAUGCAAACCACCUUCCACACCCAGGUUAUGGUGGUGGUUUUGCUGGAAAUCCAUAUGGCUCUGUAGGGGCUGGAUAUAGUGUUCCUGCAGGUUUUCAGCAGCCAAUGAUAUAUGGUAGAGGGCCAAUGCCUGCAGGAAUGCACAUGGUGCCUAUGGUUCUACCAGAUGGUCGAAUUGGCUAUGUUCUUCAGCAGCCUGGUGGACAAAUCCCAACUCCUCGUCCUCGGAGAGUGGAUCGGAGCAAUGGUCCAAGUGGACAGCCUGGACGAGGUGGUGGUGGCAGCGAUGAAAGUAACCGUGGCAGGAGGUACCGGCCUUACUAGUGGCAGAGGAUUGAGGUUGUUUUUUUGGGUAAAACAAGGAACAUGUGACUGGUUGGAGGACGAGUUACAUCAGACAGAAAACGAAAAUAACAGAGCCACCUACCCCUCCCUUUUUUUCUCUUUUCAAUGGAAAAGAUGGGGCAAAAAAAGAAAAGAAAAAGAAAAAGGCUGCUAGGAUUAGGAAAAUGAGGUAUUAUAAGUUUAUAACUGAAUGUUGGUGUCUCAUUGCUGUUAGAUGUAUGGCCAAAAAAAAAAUGCUUCAGAUAAUUGACAGUCUAGGAAUUGUUUCUUACGUAUUAACUUAUCCGCUUGUAAUGCAUUUUGUUGGCAUUUGUUCAUUGACAUCUAGCAGAAAUCAAAGUUUAUUUUGCAUCCGAA